UCCGCUCGGCCGCGCCGGGUCACCGAUCCGGGGGCUGCACCGGGGCCCCUCCGCGCCCCCCCACCCCGCGCCGGCGGCACAACCUUUGCACCGGGCAGGGAGCGCCCGGACACGUCACCCGUGGGAGGCCCCACGCCUGCCCCGCUGCAGGGCCGUGCCGCGGGGAGCAGUCCCCCUUUGGAGGGGGGGGGGGCGGGGCGUGGAGGGGCCGUGCCGGAGCGCUGCCGUGCUUCCCCCCCCACUCGCGUGCGUGUCCCCCCCCAGGGUGCUGGGAGCCGGCGUGGGGGAUGGACGAGCGGCUGCGGGAGCUGCGGCUGCGGGAGGAGAGGAGCUUCCUGCGGAGCGUGGCGUGGGGGGACCCCCCCGAGGACCCCCCCGAGGACCCCCCCGGCCGGGCACCCCCGAUUGUCCCCGAGCCCCUCGCCAGUGACGCCGCCCUCUGCGCCCCCAACAGCCCCACGUCGCGCAGGGACCUGGGGCUGAUCGCGGAGGCCGUGGGGCGCAGCGAGGUGCUGCGGCGGCUGGGCCAGGGCUGCCCCGGGGCGCUGGCGCGGAGCCUGGUCCCGCUGCGCCACGCCACGGGGGACACGGUGCUGGCCGAGGGCGCCGAGGGCUCCGCCAUGUACAUCGUGGCAGAGGGGCAGCUCCGCGUGACGCAGCGGGGCCGGCAGCUCCGCACGCUGGGGCCGGGGGACGUUUUCGGGGAGCUGGCCAUUCUCUACAACUGCAAGCGCACGGCCACCGUGCAGGCGCUGAGCCCCGUGCGGCUCUGGGCCAUCGACAGGCACCGGUACCGCGCCAUCGCCACCAGCAACGCCAAGCGGAGACGGGCCGAGAUGCUGAGCUCCCUGCGAGCGGUGCACUGGCUGCGGGACCUCUCCGACACCCACCUCUGGAAGCUGCUGGACGCCAUGGAGGAGUGCACCUUCGCGCCCGGCCACGUCAUUAUCCACGAAGGAGACGAGGGGGAGAACUUCUACAUCAUCCUGAAGGGAGAGGUGCGGGUGAGCCGGCGGGUGGACGGGCAGGAGAAGCUGAUCCGCGUCCUGGGUGCCGGCGAGCACUUCGGGGAGCUCUCCCUGCUGCAGAACAGUCGCCGGACGGCGUCGUGCCAGGCCCAGGGACACGUCACCUGCGUCACCCUGACCAAAGAAGACUUCCUUGAGAUCAGCCCCUUCUGCCCCCCACAGCCCUUGGAGCCAAACACGUCUGAGACAGAAGCACCGGCCCUGGAGGAUCCCGAGCGGGGUUGGGGGUCCCCGAGGCUGCGGCAGCCCCCGGUGCCGGUGCGGCUGGAGGAGCUGGCGGCCGUGUGCUACGAGGAGGGGCAGCGGCAGGGCCAGCGCGUCGUCCUGGGCACCGGCGGCUUUGGCAGGGUCGAGCUGGUGCGGUGCCGGGAGCGCCUCUUCGCGCUGAAGCGGAUCCGCAAGGACUGGGUGGUGCGGACGCAGCAGCAGGAGCACGUGCGCACGGAGCGGCGGGUGCUGGCGGGCAGCCGCAGCCCCUUCCUGGUGGGGUUUUUCGGCACUUUCCGGGACGGGCAGUACGUCUACCUGCUGCUGGAGUUCUGCCAGGGCGGCGAGCUGUGGACCAAACUGCGCGAGGUGCGCUGCUUCGAGGAGCCGCUGGCCGUGUUCUGCUGUGCCUGCGUGGUCGAGGGCCUCGAGUACCUGCACGGCCGCGGCAUCGUCUACCGCGACCUGAAGCCCGAGAACCUCAUGCUGGACCGGCACGGCUACGUCAAGCUGGAGCUGGGGAGGGGGGAGAAGACCUACUCCUUCUGCGGGACCCCCCAGUACCUGGCGCCCGAGAUGCUGCGCCAGGAGGGCCAUGACUUCGCCGUCGACUUCUGGAUGCUGGGCAUCCUCACCUUCGAGCUGCUGGUGGGCAGGCCCCCCUUCCACAGCGCCGACCCCCAGCAGAUCUACAGCCGCAUCCUGGACGGCGUCUUCUCCUUCCCCGCCUUCCUCAGCGAGGCCGCCUGCUCCCUCAUCGCCAAGCUCUGCAGGCGCCGUCCAGGGCAACGCCUGGGGAACACGGCCAGCGGCAUCCGCGGCAUCAAGAAGCACAGGUGGUUCGGGGCCCUGAAGUGGCGGAAGCUCUCGCUGCGGCAGCUGGAAGCACCCACCCUGCGCCUCAUCAAGGAGGGACCCCCCUACAUCAACUUCAAGCGUUUCUCAGUGGACUGGACGCCAGCAGAGGACGAGUUCUCGGGGUGGGAUGAGGAUUUCUGACAGCAGCGGGACCGCCCCCCCCCACUCCGGGUCAGCUGAGCCCCCUCCCCACCGCACCCCU
Messenger RNA from Tyto alba (common barn owl), 2295 nucleotides. RefSeq names its product cGMP-dependent protein kinase 2-like. Gene Ontology annotation, biological process: protein phosphorylation. The transcript has 19 exons. Lineage: Eukaryota; Metazoa; Chordata; Aves; Strigiformes; Tytonidae. The record is from RefSeq and is a predicted model, not a curated record. Gene Ontology annotation, molecular function: ATP binding; cGMP-dependent protein kinase activity. Bases 288 to 2234 code for a protein of 648 amino acids.